GGAAGUGGGCUCCGAGAACCCGGAUCUCGCCCGAGCGGACUCAGGAUGGAGACGGAAGCGGUUCAGGGAACCCGAACAGAGGCCGAAGCUUCAACCAUCUCAAAGCCGGGCUCGGGGCUGACAGGGGGUGCCCUGCACUGGGGGGAGCCAAGCGGGCCACAGGCCUCCAAGGCCCCCCAGAGCCGGGCCCCUGCUCAGCCCGAGGAGGACGGACAGGAUGAGGAUGGAGGCCGGGAGGACCCCGGUGUCCGGGCCAUGCUGCGCGCUGUGGCCGGCAGCAGCCAUGUCCCUGUGCAAAGCCAGCAGAAGGACGAGCCAGACUUCACGGAGAGGGAGAAGGUGGCCAUCCUGGGCCGCCUUUACCGGGACAAACCCCUGGUCUUCCUGGAGCGCUUCCGGAGCAGCCUCCGUGAGGAGCACCUGGCCUGCUUCCAGCACCUGCGCGGGGACUACCGUGCUGACUUCUACUGCGCAGAAGUGUUGAGGGGCAGCUCAGGCAGGGACAGGGCCUCCCGCACCCGGCUCAGGAACCGGCGCUACGCUGCCCUCCAGGAGCUCAUCAGGGGUGGGGAGUAUUUCAGCGAUGAGCAGAUGCGGGCCCGGGACCCUCUGCUCUAUGAGCAGUACAUUGGACAGUACCUGAGUGAGGAAGAGCUGGCUGCCACCCGGUGCCCAGAGAGCCUGGCCCCCGAUGGCUGCCCUCUGGCUGACCUGCUCCUCCAGUCCUACCAGGAGGGAAUGCUGCAGCGAAGGCUGCUUCAGCAGCAGGAGGAGGAGGAGGCCUGCUUGGAGGAGGAGGAAGAUGAGGAAGAGGAUGACUGCGAGGAGGAAAAUUCAGGGCCUGGGCAAGAGGAGGAGGCCUGGGUACCGGAUUCCGAGGAAAAGGUCAUCCUGAGAGAGGAGUUCACCAGCAGAAUGCACCAGCGGUUCUUGGAUGGCAAAGAUGGAGACUUUGAUUACAGUAAGGUGGACGACAACCCAGAGUUCGACAACUUGGACAUUGUGAAUCGGGAUGAGGAAGAGCGCUAUUUCGAUGAGGAAGAGCCUGGGGAGGUGCUGAGCACAGAGCCAGAGCAGGAGUAGGCGCGGCCCCCUCCUCACCUGCCCUGCUGGGCCGGGAUGCCCCCCCAACCCCCCAGUGUAACACUACUGCUCUGGAGUCUGUGACCCCGCCCCCUCUAUGAAUGCUUCUCUACGUCU
Gracilinanus agilis (Agile Gracile Mouse Opossum) is the source of this 1200-nucleotide messenger RNA. It is a transcript of the gene CCDC97, whose product is annotated as coiled-coil domain containing 97. The coding region runs from base 46 to 1083 and encodes 345 amino acids. The transcript is spliced from 5 exons. The record is from RefSeq and is a predicted model, not a curated record. Lineage: Eukaryota; Metazoa; Chordata; Mammalia; Didelphimorphia; Didelphidae.